Messenger RNA from Capsicum annuum, 1906 nucleotides. Its product is annotated as hexose carrier protein HEX6. The transcript is spliced from 3 exons. Gene Ontology annotation, cellular component: membrane. Gene Ontology annotation, molecular function: monosaccharide transmembrane transporter activity. The record is from RefSeq and is a predicted model, not a curated record. Bases 126 to 1652 code for a protein of 508 amino acids. Gene Ontology annotation, biological process: monosaccharide transmembrane transport. NCBI's taxonomy places the organism in Eukaryota, Viridiplantae, Streptophyta, Magnoliopsida, Solanales, Solanaceae.
GAGUCAUCAUGUACAACUUAUUAUCUUACUCCUAUAAGUUCAUGUUACCUAAGUCAGAGCUCACAAUCCCUGCGCGCUAUUUUCACUCUUAAAUCUCCUCUUCAAUUUGAACUUGUGGAGAAGAAAUGGCAGUUGGUAUUGUCCCAACAAGUGAAAUUUCUGUAAAUUACAAUGGCAGGAUUACAUGGUUUGUGGUGUUAUCAUCCAUGGUUGCUGCAACUGGAGGAAUUAUCUUUGGCUAUGAUAUCGGAAUUUCAGGUGGAGUGAUCUCUAUGGCACCGUUUCUGAAGAAAUUCUUCCCAGAAGUGUUCACUAAGAUGACACAAACCACCAAAAUAAGCAACUACUGUAAAUUCGACAGCCAACUGCUGACCGCUUUUACCUCAUCCCUGUACAUUGCUGGCCUUAUUGCCUCCUUCUUUGCUUCACCAGUAACUCGGACAUUUGGCCGUAGACCAUCAAUUAUUGUUGGUGGAGUAGCAUUUCUCAUCGGUUCUGCCCUUGGAGGCGCAGCAUCCAAUAUCUACAUGUUAUUACUUGGUCGAAUCAUGCUAGGUGUAGGAGUUGGUUUUGCAAAUCAGUCGGUCCCAUUAUACCUCUCAGAAAUGGCACCUGCCAAGUACAGGGGAUCUUUCAAUAUCGCUUUCCAAUUAUGCGUAGGGAUAGGAGUUCUAUCAGCUAGCCUUCUUAACUAUGGCGUUGAAAAGAUUAAAGCUGGUUGGGGAUGGAGAAUUUCCUUGGCGAUGGCUGCAGCUCCUGCUAUAUUUCUAACAGUAGGAGCUUUUUAUCUCCCAGAAACUGCAAACAGUCUAAUUCAACAUGGCAAUGAUCAUGAAAAAGCUAAGAAGAUCUUACAACGCGUACGCGGUACAUUUGAUGUCCAAGCAGAACUAGACGAUCUCAUCAAAGCAAGUGACAACUCAAAAGCUGUCAAGCACCCUUUCAAACAAAUCAUUAAACGGAAAUACAGGCCACAACUUGUUAUGUCUAUAUCUAUACCAUUCUUCCAACAGGUGACGGGAAUCAACGUGAUCUCCUUCUACGCUCCAAUUCUCUUCCAAACAAUAGGCCUUGGUGCGAGUGCAUCACUGAUGUCCGCUGUUGUGACAGGGUUGGUAGGCACCAGCGCGACGCUCUUAGCAUUGUUGAUAGUUGACAAGGUCGGACGAAGAGCUAUGUUCAGUUUUGGGGGAAUACAAAUGCUUGUUUCACAAUUGUUGAUAGGGGUAAUAAUGGCAGUUAAGUUAGGAGAUCAAGGGGUUUUGAGCAAGGGGUAUGGGCUAUUAGUUUUGGUCUUGAUAUGUAUUUAUGUUGCAGGUUUUAGUUUGUCUUGGGGUCCAUUAGGAUGGUUAGUUCCAAGUGAAAUAUUUCCAUUAGAAAUAAGAUCAGCAGCACAAAGCAUAACAGUGGCUGUGGGCUUAAUCUUCACUUUCAUAAUUGCUCAGACUUUCUUGGCUAUGCUCUGCCAUCUCAAAUCUGGGAUUUUCUUCUUCUUUGGAGCAUGGGUUGUAAUUAUGACAGGUUUUGUCUACUUUUUUUUACCAGAGACAAGGAACUUGCCAAUUGAAAGUAUGGAAAAAAUCUGGAGGGACCAUUGGUUUUGGAAGAGAUUUGUUUGUGAUGAACAAGACUAUGACAAGGGUGAGACUUAAGUUAUACUGCCACUAAUCUGCUUUUCAAGCAAUUUCAAUAUAAUAUGUACAAGUUUAACAUACUUCCUGUUGGAUAUGAAGUAAGUUUAGGUUUCUAAUUUGAAAAAGAUUACAGUUCAAUACUCCUGCAUCGAGAGGAAUUAUACCUUUUAAUUCUGCCAAUGUACUCAGUAGUAGUGCACCUAUUAGCUUCCCAUUCAUGAAAAAUGUGUAAUGUGAUAUUUAUGCAAAACUCAAUGCUUCUUUUUAUUUCC